This is a messenger RNA of Styela clava, 2910 nucleotides long. RefSeq names its product gamma-tubulin complex component 4-like. The record is from RefSeq and is a predicted model, not a curated record. Gene Ontology annotation, biological process: cytoplasmic microtubule organization; spindle assembly; microtubule nucleation. Lineage: Eukaryota; Metazoa; Chordata; Ascidiacea; Stolidobranchia; Styelidae. Gene Ontology annotation, molecular function: microtubule minus-end binding; gamma-tubulin binding. Gene Ontology annotation, cellular component: spindle pole; microtubule organizing center; gamma-tubulin complex.
GAAAUUAUUGCUAUUGUUUUUAGUUAUCAAUAAUGCAAUUUGUUAUGAAAUCCAGCUUAGUGAUGUAGUGUCUGGCAAUCCAUUGCUAAAAGUUUUUAUAACUGUUUUAGUCUUUUAUUUUUCAUGAGCCAUUUUCACAGUUUCAAUCUAAAGUCAUUGUGCAGGCAGCCACUGCUGUGCAAGAAGCUACGAUAUUUUAGUAAUAGUUACCUAAUUUAAUUAACCCUGGGUGUUGUGUAUGGCACUGGUUUAACGUCUUUCAAUUGUGACACCAAUUUAGUCCAAUCUCUAAAACUUUAGCCACAACCCCAACAUGGGGGUAAAUAUUGAAAUAUAGUUACUUGAAGCUAUAAGGACAUCAAUAGUUGGUCGAAAACCACCAUGCUUUGUAAAUUAUUCACACAUGUUGUUCACAUUUUCAGUCAACUUGGUAUUGUUUACUGCGAGUUUUCACACUACCAGUCACUGAGGGAAUAGCAUCUGCAUUCAAGGGUGGCAAGGCAGAAAUAUGCUGUACUAUUAGAUAUACAUCACGUCACACAUAGAAGAAUUUAAACGCUCUUUUAAUAUGAUUGAUUACUAUUUUAUUCAUCUAUAAUAUUAAUAGAGGGAACUUUGUAUUUCAAAGCAUUGAUUUUUUAGUACUUCAUAAAAUAUGUUGCACGACCUGAUAUUUGCAUUGCAAGGGUAUCCUGGAAGUAUUUUUAAAGAAACAUCAAAUGGUAUUGUUAGAGUUGUUCCCGGCCUUCCAUUCCUAUCACCAUCAGAAGAAUCAUCGUUAAAUAGACUUCUUAAGCUUUCAACAAAAAUUAUAUUUUUUCAAAAGUUCAUUGACACUCACAAUUCAACUUUAUAUGCAGAAGGAGCAGAAAAACAUUCUGAUGGAUUGUUGCAUGGAUGUUACCUGCAAGCAUUGUGUUAUGGGCUUGAAGAUGUAUUAGAAUCUUAUUAUCAGUCCGUUUUAGACAUAGAAAAAGAAAUACUCGCGGAUCCUCUAUUAACAUUUAUGCAUGUGUACCAUUCGCUAGAACAUUAUUAUUUGCUUUUCGAUGCGUUGUAUGACUUGAUAUCUAUCGUAAAAUCAAGAAAAAGUCAUGGUUGUCAGAUUCUAAGUACCGUUCAUCAUGCAUCACAAACAGGCAAUCGUGUUGUGCUGCGAGCAAUGCUAAGAAUACAGAAACGGUUGCAUUUAGUCAUGUAUCGACAACUUUCAUCAUGGUUGCUGCAUGGUCUUCUUAUUGACAGACACAAAGAAUUUUUCAUUUCCAAAUCUGAAGAGAAAGGACCCAAUGACUCUGUUAGCGUGUUCCAGGAUACUUUCUCAUCCUCUACUCUUGGAUCUCAAUUGGAAAUCUUUUAUAUUCGAGCAGACAUGCUUCCGACAUAUUUACCCUCUCGUGAUGCUGAUGUCAUUCUUUUUAUUGGCUCAUCAUUGCAUCUUUUUGAGAAAGACCUACACAAACAACAAGCACUUCAUGUUGGAGGCUCUAGCAUGGCAGUUGCAUUGAAGGGACUUUCUGCUGAUGUUGAGGGAAAGCGCAUGGACGGGAUUCUCAAAGAAAAUCAGCAAGAAUUCAUGAGGGAUUUUCUGUGGUUGCAAAAUCAAGAUAGAUUCUCUUUAGAGGAGUUUGAAUCCAGGUUGAAUAAAAUUCGAUCCACUGUAGCAAGAGAACUUUGGGAUUUGUGUGUUGUUAAAGCAAAACUAGUGUCUCAUUUUAUGAUGCUAAAAGACUAUUACUUGCUUGGACUUGGAGAAUUAUAUCUGGUAUUUUUAGAAGAAUCUGCGAUAGUAAUGAGAAAACCCCCAACAAAAACUACGGAGCACGAUGUUAACCAGGCAUUCUUGAGAUCUGCCAUCAAAGUACAACUUGAAGAAGAUGGUGCGUUACAAAACUUCAAAUUAGUUAUAGAAUCAAAAUCUUCUAAAGAAUCUGAACAAUCUUCUGGUUACACAUAUGAUGCAUCAGGAAUAAUGGAUUCUAACGAUACAUGGUCUUUAUUGAGUAUCACAUUCCAAGUUAAAUGGCCAUUGCAUAUCAUCUUCACACCACCUGUACUUUCAAAAUAUAACAAGCUGUUUAAAUUCUUGUUGAGGGUUCGUAGAGCCCAACUUGCUUUACAGAAUUUGUGGGCACUUCAAAUGCAAGAGAAAUGUUCACUUAUAUGUACUGAUGAUGAUUAUGCUUCUAUCAAACAAAACAUUUCUAAUCUGACUUUAAGAAUGCAUAUGAGUCAUCUGGUUGACAGUUUGCAGUACUAUUUACAGGCGGAUGUAUUGGAAUCUCAUUUUUCUAACCUGCUUUCAAAGAUCAAGAAUCCAACCUCAACCGAUUUUGAGCAGAUUGUGCUAGCUCAUGAUAAUUACUUGACUGCACUUCUUGCUCAAUGUUUCAUAUUAUCUACCCCAGUUUUCAGAAGUUUACUUGGUGUUCUAGAUAUUUGCCAGCAGUUCUGCGAAGUUGUGACGGCAUCUAUUCAGUCGGGAACUAUUUCUGCUCAAGAAGUUAUACAAGGUCGUGUGGAACAAUUAGCGAGUGACUUUGAACGUCAAUCUUCAUUGCUCUUUCAUACUCUAUCUGCAGUUUGCAACCAACAAUGCAAUCCUCAUCUUGCCCAGUUUUUGCUAUUGUUAGAUUUCAAUAAAUACUACACACGACGGUUAUGAUUAUAUGCAUAACAAUUCUGCAAUGCUUUAGGGAACUUUUUGCAUUGACCAUGGUAUUUUAAAAAUAACCAAAGUUACCAGUAAGUUAACUUCUCAUCCCCAAGACCAUGAAACCCUUACACACGACUUUUUGUAAUAUUGCUUUAAACUUUAUAUAUAUAUAAUAAAUACUGCUGAAGUACUGAACUCAAAUUCAGCUUCAUGCAUUUGCACUCUUGUAAUCUGUGAAAACAUGAUUAUGGUUC